CUCCGGUACGAUAAACAUGAACCAAUCAUAGAAUCAAUGUAUAAAGGCAUCAUGGUCCAGGUAUGAUACAAUCUUUGAUAAACCAAUAGAAAAACAUUUUCCUCAUAUUUUCAAUUUAGAGGCUAAAGCCUGUAACUCCUGGUUAAUUCAAACAAGUAAUUGUCAUAGAAACUGCUCAAUCAACACAUCCUUUGAACCAACCUACUUUAACGCUAUCUUUUUAGAUAAAGAGUUGAGUAGACACAAAUAACAAGAUAUCUGACCUGCAACAGCACAAGGCACUCAUCACUUGAACAAGGCGUUUUGGUCGUCUGGAGAUUAAUUCACCACAUCACACCUCAUAUAUUUGGUCACAACACAAAUACUCAACUGAACACAGAAGAUGACAGACAAACUCAGAAACAACAUGCAUCGUGAAACAAUACUUUUUCUACUGGUUGCGAUCAUAAUGGGAAACAGCCUCAUGACUGCUGCAUUGAACCAGACCAUAAUCACCACAGAUGAGUCUGGCCUAAACAACCCUGAGCCCACCGAGCAAUCAAGCCUACCAGAGAAGCCUGUUCUUCAGCCCAAAGAGACCGUUCCUGUCACUGGAAACUAUGUGCUGAAUGACACCGCAGGCAAGCCAUGCAUCAAGGUUUCCAUGGGAGUGGUGUACAAAGUUAUUGAUAAGAAGAAAGCUUCCUAUUUCAACUUAGACCCUUCCACCACCCUCGCUACAGGUAGAUGUGGUCAAAAAGAGGCAGUUCUUUCCCUGGCUAUUGUAGGAGAGGGAGGCUAUCUGGAUCUCACCUUUGAAAAGGAAGGGAACAUAUCCUAUGUGUCAAAGGUCAGAGCUAAUUUGGCACCAAGCAAAGGAAAUAAAAACUAUCCUGGGGUGAUAGAACAUGAAAAGCUGUUCCCAACUGCCGCUGACCACAGCCUCAAGUGUAACUCCCAGACCGAGUUUCAUCUGGCUGAAAACCUUCGAGUGAAGCUUGGGCCUCUUCAGUUCCAAGCUUUCAAACUCACCAAUGGGAAGUUUGGAGAGGAGGUUGAGUGCUGGGCUGACUUCAACAAGAGGAUCUUCCCAAUCAUUAUUGGUACCACGGUUGUGGGACUCCUCCUGAUUGCUGUCCUGACCUUCCUGAUCAUCUGGAACAGCCGUAGACAAGCUGGCUAUGACAGGAUCUGAGAAGACUUCAUGCAAGCAUAACAUGAAUGCUUUUUAUAGCCAUGUUUUGUAUUUCCUAGAUGCUUUUUAGUAUUUUUAUCCAUGACUCAAUAUUAACCUUUUUAUUGUUGUUUUUUAAUAUUUAAUUAUGUUUGCAAAGAAAUUAGAAAUAAUAUUAUUACAGUAAAAAAAUAUGUAAAUGUGGUUAAUACUUCUAGGAAAGCACUGUGUAAGUUUACAAUCAUAAUCAGCCAAUAUGGUCAGCAAAUUGAAUCAUGAUGCAUGCUAAUUAUAUAUUUUUUGGGGAAAUUAUAUUUUGUUUAAAGAGUGCCCAUAUUCCCUUAUUAAAAGUGUGGCUUUAACCAGCA
Salmo salar (Atlantic salmon) is the source of this 1521-nucleotide messenger RNA. Its product is annotated as lysosome-associated membrane glycoprotein 3. Gene Ontology annotation, cellular component: plasma membrane; lysosomal membrane; late endosome membrane. The record is from RefSeq and is a predicted model, not a curated record. Lineage: Eukaryota; Metazoa; Chordata; Actinopteri; Salmoniformes; Salmonidae. Gene Ontology annotation, biological process: establishment of protein localization to organelle.